CCACAUUAAUAUAAAGAAAGAAGACUCAUUGACUCUCUCUCUCUCUCUCACACACACAGCUCAUUUAUAAAGAAACGUUUCUUGCACAAUUCUAUGUAAGAAAGAGAGAACAAUAGUAACUUAUGCAGGUUGUGAGAAGGAGGAUCCCAUCAGGAGAAGGCGUUGAGAUGCCUGGAAGAUCCGAGACAGACAGGGUCAGAAGGAGGAGUCAUCAUGGCUCAGGUCUUAGGGUUCGAGUAGCUUGCACGUGCUCUGGAAGGCCUGGCUCGACUAAGUGUGCACGACACGGGUUUGCUGUGCCAAGCGAUGAGAGGCUUAUGAGGAAGGCCAGUGACGGUAGCAAAGAAGUGUUAAGGAGAGCUUUAACGCCUCCGAUCAGGCGGAUGAAUCUCCGGUGGUUGAACUUCCGACCAACACCUAGCCGGCUCUGUAAAAUGUCUUCUGUUUGAUAUCAUAAAACUGAGAACUUUUUUGUUUUGUUUGAAUGUAAAUAAACUUCAAAGGCUUUUCUUUUUCUUUUCUUGUAAUGUUGGAAAUCAAAUAAGAUUCAGACCCAAUUGCAGA
Messenger RNA from Camelina sativa (false flax), 564 nucleotides. RefSeq lists its product as uncharacterized. The record is from RefSeq and is a predicted model, not a curated record. NCBI's taxonomy places the organism in Eukaryota, Viridiplantae, Streptophyta, Magnoliopsida, Brassicales, Brassicaceae.